Styela clava is the source of this 3161-nucleotide messenger RNA. RefSeq lists its product as uncharacterized. Gene Ontology annotation, molecular function: RNA polymerase II transcription regulatory region sequence-specific DNA binding; DNA-binding transcription factor activity, RNA polymerase II-specific; protein dimerization activity. Gene Ontology annotation, biological process: regulation of transcription by RNA polymerase II. The record is from RefSeq and is a predicted model, not a curated record. Lineage: Eukaryota; Metazoa; Chordata; Ascidiacea; Stolidobranchia; Styelidae.
GGAAAAUUAAUAAUUUGGAACGAAAUUAAGCGGCAUGCAAACACACGCUGGUUCACCGAGAGGACAGUCAAAUAAUGGAAUUAACUCGUCACCGAGCGAAGAGAAAAUGAAAGAACGAUCAAAGACUGCCGCCAGAUCAAGGAGAGAGAAAGAAAAUUGCGAAUUUGCGGAACUUGCAGCAAUGCUUCCACUGUCACCUGCUAUUACGUCACAGUUGGAUAAAGCAUCAAUCAUUAGACUCACUGCGAGCUACCUAAAGAUGCGUGUGAUUUUCCCAGACGAUCAUCUUCGUAUGCAUCGACCAGCCCACUACUGGCAAAGAACCAGAUAUCCGAACGGAAUUGAUUUAGAAAGAGAUCUUCUUGGUGCAUUGCUGUUGAAAAGUUUGGAUGGAUUUUUAUUUAUAUUGGGACCAGAUGGGAAAAUUAUUUAUAUUUCAGAAACUGCGUCAGUCAAUCUUGGACUUUCUCAGGUUGAAUUGACCGGAAACAGUAUAUACGAAUACAUAAAACCUGAAGAUCAGGACGAAAUAGCAGCAAUAUUGUCGACUCCACCACCCCCGUGUCCGAAUUCAGUGUUUCCACAAUUCUAUCCCGAAUAUGAAGUCCAACGUUCGUUCAUGAUGAGAAUGAAAUGUGUACUUGCCAAAAGAAAUUCAGGAUUAACAAGCGGGGGAUAUAAGGUUAUACACUGCAGCGGUUAUCUGAAAGUUCGGUACUCUGUUUGUGAACCUACUUUCAAUCAAUAUGAACCUACAAGAGUAGGGUAUUACCAAAAUAUCGGUUUGGUUGCUGUUGGACAAUCUUUACCGUCAACUUCAGUAACAGAAGUAGAACUGCACAACAAUAUGUUCAUGUUCAGAGCAAGCUUGGACAUGAAAUUAAUAUUCUUGGAUCAUAUAGUUUCGCAACUUCUUGGAUAUGAGCCGCAAGAUAUGGUAGAAAAAACAUUAUACCAAUAUGUUCACGCAAUGGAUAUGGCAGACCUGAGAGAAGCUCAUCAUAAAUUAUUGAUAAAGGGACAAGUGGAGACGAGAUAUUAUCGUAUCUUAACCCGUAACGGAGGAUGGGCGUGGGUCCAGAGUCGAAUCACGAUUGUGCAUAACAGUCGAUCGUCUCGACCACAUUGCAUUGUCAGCAUAAAUACUGUUAUCAGUCACCACGUGUCGAAUGAAGUGCUUUCGGAACAGCAGAUUCGACCAUCAACUGCGAUGGCAUACGCGGGAAAAUGUUCAGGGUCAAGUGAAUCACGAUAUUCCGGCAACGGGCGGAGCGCUAACGAAAAGAAACGUAAACACCAAUCCUCAGACGAAAAAUCAAAAAGUAAAAGAAGUCAGAAGGCGCAAAAUGAACAUAAACGAAUUUUACGGAGUAGUCAAGUAAUUACAGGAGAAGUUGUUUCUAAUACUGAAAAUACAAAUGGAUCAAAAAAUAACAGACGAAGCGCGAAUGAUGAGUGGGACAAAAAUAAGUCAACUUCUUCAGGAACUGGAGGCAAACAUUCUUAUUCCAACUAUCCAAGUUUUCAAAUCAACAAAAAGGCUGAUUCGAAAAGCAAGUCGUGCGCAGUGUCCGGCACUGAAAUGCCAGAAACUUGCAAAGCACCUAUUGUACCCCACAUCAAUACAAAAGACGAUGUAGCACAAAGUUUUUCAUUCAAUAGCAGAUUUGAACAUUAUAAUUCAUCGUCAAAACUAACAUCAUAUGAUUCCCAAAUCCCAGCAUCUCGGUCACAUGAGAGAGUAAGUUCGGAAAUGCAAUGUCUUCCUUAUAAUCCAUAUUACCCAAACGACCGACUUUACCCUCCUUCACAAAUAUGGCAAAAUCCAACAGAUCCACACAUACCUUGGACAUCGAGAGACUUUAUCAGUCCUGCCGAUACGCAGUUUCUUCGUGACCCGUGGCAGCAAAGUUAUUACGACCCAUCUUUUAGGUCAAUGAAUUCAUAUCCUUACUAUUACUCACAUUGGCCAGGCUUUGGCCACCAAACAAAGUAUUACAUGAACGACAGCAGUGGAAAAAAUUACAACGAUAGUUAUUUUGGAAGCAGCCAUUUUGAUCGUCAACACCACUAUGACGUUCAACAUUUUCGACAUCCCAGCAGGAGUUUCGAAUCUUCUUGCAAAUUUACAAGAAGCUUGUCUGCUACUAAUGGGUAUAGUGCAAGCUUAGCAAAUAUAAUUCACGGUAAAGAAUACAACGAUAUAGAUAGAUUUAACCUUUCACCUCGAAAUGGCGGAAGUAGAAAAGGAAAUUCAGAUACAAGAAGUGGGAGAUCAUCUACGCAAUCGCCUCUGACGUACAAGAAUUCUUCGAGCGGCCAUUCUACCAGAGACACUCCGGUUGAUUACAGCCGACAAACUAAUGCAAAUGGGUGUUUUGAGCACAGAACAGAUCAAAAUUCCGAAACCAGAUCUCAGAAUGGUUACCAAAAUACCAAAGACUUACCAAAUACCAAUCAGAUGAUUUCUCAUAAUGGUUCUUGCACAAUAACAAACGAAAUAAAUAUUUACGUAAAUAACGAGCAACAGAAUACGGGUUCGAAUCCUGCAUCAGUUCGUGUUGUGGCUAAAAACUAUUCUUCAGAUGCUGCAAAAGAUCACAGACAGUCUUCAGGCCCAAAUUCACAAGAAAAUGCAGUUCACGAUUCAAAUGAACAUUAUGAAAGUGUUCACAGUACUGCAAGUAAGCAUAGAAAACCAUACCAUUAUCAAAAUGGAUACGACCAUCAUCCCGAAUACGCAAGUAUGGCCGAAUACCAACCUUACCACUGUAUGAAUCCUCCUAUUCUUUCUAAGAAAAUUGAUACUUGUUAAUUGAAAAUUUCUAACUUUAAUAAUUUUUUACACAUGCUGUAACAAAAAUGAUCCAAACGCACCAGACUUGAAACCUAUUUCAAAUUUCCAGUAUCGGUUAACUCUGAAAGCCGAAGUACAGCACCAACUAGGAGAAAUUGAAAACGAGGUAAGACUUGAACUCAAGUUCAAAUAAGUGUAAUAAUUCCCUCCCAAAAUGGUAACAUGGUAACUCUCAAAUUCUGGUAAAUUUGGCACAUUUUUGGUAAAAGUAUAAAUUAAAAAACAAUCAUAUUAUAUGCAUUUAAAUUAAAAACCUUACUGCGAUAUUGUACAAUUUUUACUUUAAUUUUUAUAUAAUAUUAUA